Molecule: messenger RNA, 2232 nt
Organism: Pochonia chlamydosporia 170
Lineage: Eukaryota; Fungi; Ascomycota; Sordariomycetes; Hypocreales; Clavicipitaceae
Product: F-box and WD40 domain-containing protein
Exons: 2
Coding region: 1-2232 (743 amino acids)
Molecular function (GO): protein binding
Source: RefSeq, a predicted model, not a curated record
AUGGCGUCUACCUCGCACUCUAUAGAAAUGGAGGCUAAUCCCGCCGUCAUUCGCAGUCUUUGCGAUAUUGUAGUCAACCCCUCUCUGCGACCGGUCGCCGCCCUCUCCUUUGGUAACGACACGAAAACGAGCUUCAGCUUCACCGACGACAUGGCACGAAAGUCUAUUCCAGUCAUGGAAUGGGCUCAAACCCACCACAGCGUUGUCUUUGACGACGAUUACGAGCCACGACACACCACACCUCCGCGCCGCGGACCAUCUGAUCAACGAUUUCGGAGUCUGAGCAUGUCACUCCCCUGGAAGCGACCGAAGCACUCCCUCUUCAGCCAUGACGAGAUGCGCGACCUGACACAUCAGAUGAAUGACGCUGCCAUCGACGACUCACACGAUGGGCCAGAGCAUCUUUACGGCUCGACUCACGUUAAACACCGUCGGGCAUCUGGAAGCAUAAAGGGCAUCAUUCGUCGCGCGUCCAUGUCACUCAAAGGCAUCGUGCACCGUCGACCCUCUGUUGCCGCGGCAGAUACCAUCUACGAGCAAGGCACCACGGAAGAACGACCUAUAACUUCAAAUGGCCCUUGGAACCGUCUGCGGCAAGCGGCCAGCUUCCGCCAUUCCCGCUCUUUUCACGACUGGGACAUGUACCAUGACCCUAAUCAGAAUAUUCCCAUCCCUGGACAGGGUGAUGAGCCUCCCGUCAUCCCCCAUCACUCCGGAGCCGCCGCCAAAGCUUCGGCCGCCAUGCAAAACGAGUACUUUGCGAGACAGCGAUGGCUGAAUGCUCCCGGGAGCGACGAUGGAAACGAUCGUGAGAGCGGUAUUGGAAUCAACGUGACCAGGCCAUCUCUGGAUCUCGACACCGACGAUGAGGAGACGGUCCUCGAACAAGACGCCAACAUUUCCCGUAUCGAUUUUGUUUCUGAACUGCCUCCCGAGUUGGCUAUUCACAUCUUGGCUUGUCUGGACGCUUCUGCCCUCGCCAAGGCCAGCGCUGUGUCUCGCCAGUGGUAUCGAACCAUUGCCAACCAGCACAUUUGGCGCGAGUCGUGCCUUCGGGAGACGACCGGCACCUAUGCCACCAGCCGCCCCGUGCAACCCGGCACAGGAAUGGGCGUGCCCAAGGUUCACCCAUCCAACGACUGGAAAAAGAUUUAUCAGGCCAAGCUUGAACUCAGUCAGCGGUGGAAGGAGGGCAAGGCUCGACCUGUUUACCUCAAUGGGCAUACAGAUAGUAUCUACUGCCUCCAAUUUGAUGAAUUCAAGAUUGUAUCAGGCUCUCGUGACAAGACGAUUCGUGUCUGGGACAUGCACACGAUGGAGUGCAAGCUGAUUAUUGGGCCGCCAGAAGUUGUGAAUGGCGCCAAUGUGCUUGUGGAUGAAGAAGGCAACCCAACACACUACGCAGCAGGGUCUGACAAUGAGCAAACCGCCUUGUCAGUACCCAUGACGGCUUCCUUCCCCGAGCAUCACAAGGCAUCCAUCUUGUGCUUGCAGUACGACGACGAAAUCCUGGUGACGGGCUCAUCCGAUUCUACGUGCAUUGUCUACGAUGUCAAGGCUGGAUACAAACCCAUUCGCCGCCUCAGACACCACACGGCCGCUGUUUUGGACUUGGCAUUCGACAAGAAGCACAUUGUGACCUGCAGCAAGGACAUUAGCAUCUGUGUAUGGGACCGAGAAACUGGUGCUUUGCUUCGACAGCUCCGCGGCCACACUGGCCCUGUCAACGCUGUUCAAAUGCGCGGCAACACGAUUGUAUCUUGCUCUGGAGACUUCCGCGUGAAGCUGUGGAACAUUGACACUGGCAAGAACAUUCGCGAGUUUGUCGGCCACACCAAGGGUCUUGCGUGUUCGCAGUUUUCCGAGGACGGCCGGUUUGUCGCAUCGGCUGGAAACGACAAGAUUAUUCGCAUCUGGGACGCCAACACUGGCGAAUGCGUCCGGGAGAUGAAGGCCCAUGAGAAUCUCGUCCGCAGCUUGCACAUUGACAGCGUGAGCGGCCGACUUGUCAGCGGCAGCUACGACACCGACAUCAAAGUAUGGGACAUGGAGACGGGCCACCAGCUGCUCGACUUCCCACGCUGGCACUCGAGCUGGGUUCUGAGUGCGAAGAGCGACUACCGCCGCAUUGUCAGCACAGGACAAGACCCCAAGAUUCUCAUCAUGGAUUUUGGCGCCGACGUCGACGGCAUCGAACAGCUGGAAACCGGUAUUGUGCGCCGCACACAAUAA